UGGAUAGGAUUUACACGUCACCUCUCUCACACAAUUGCAAUUUUCCAGUCAAAUAAACUCUAACACACACCCUUUCUAUUUGCAUCUAUAUAUAUCUUACAUCAAUACCUCAUUCUUCUCAUUCAUUAUCAUAUUUUCAAUAUACACCUUAUUCUUGCUAAGUGUUACUUAAACAAAGAUUUGAAGCAAAGAUUUUGAGCUAACUAGAGGAAAAAAUGUUGGGAAUUUUCAAGGAAAAGUUGGUUAAUGCACCAAAGGAGCUUAAUAGUCCAGUUUCUAAUUCACAUAUUAAGGCUAAACCAAGUCAUGAAAUUCUUAAAGAUUUCAUGUCAUGUAAUCCCUCCAAUGCAUUUUUCAUGACCUUUGGUAAUGAUGCUUUAAUUGCUUAUUCACCUUCAAACAAGCCCUCGAUUUAUCAAAGGCAGUUUAGUGGUUUGGACAACAUAUAUUGUGCUUUUAUGGGUAAUCUGCAUAACCUUAGUAAAUUGAACAAACAAUAUGGGUUAUCAAAGGGAGGCAAUGAAGCCAUGUUUAUCAUUGAGGCGUAUCGGACGCUUCGCGACAGGGGUCCAUAUCCAGCUGAUCAAGUUCUUAAAGAACUUGAAGGAAGUUUUGGAUUUGUGAUUUAUGACAAUAAGGAUGGAACAGUUUUUGCUGCAUCUGGUUCUGAUGGCAAUAUUGGACUCUAUUGGGGUAUUGCAGCUGAUGGAUCAGUUGUUAUUUCUGAAAAUUUGGAGCUUGUAAAAGCAAGUUGUGCUAAAUCAUUUGCACCAUUCCCAGCUGGGUGUCUGUUUCAUAGUGAGCAUGGUUUAUUGAACUUUGAACAUCCAACCAAGAAGAUGAAAGCAAUGCCUAGGAUUGACAGUGAGGGUGUUAUGUGUGGAGCCAACUUCAAUGUUGAUUCUCAGUCAAGGAAUCAAAUGAUGCCACGUGUUGGAAGUGAAGCUAAUUGGUCUACUUGGGGAUAGACAUGACAAAUUUCAUUUCAUCAUAAUAUCAUAAUACUACUAAUUAUCUAAGUUUCUUUGUUAUGUUUGCCAAGAGCAACUUAAUAUAAAUCCGGAGUAGCUUCUUUGCCUUUAGCCCUUUUGGGACUGUUGUUUGGUUUCAGUGUUUUGUACAUAUUUGUGCUAUGAUGUUGAGCUUGACUCAUAAUUUCCAAUAUGAAUAACAAGUUUUUAGUGUUGAAUUAUGAAUUUUAGUGUCUUCUUUGCUUC
Trifolium pratense (red clover) is the source of this 1217-nucleotide messenger RNA. RefSeq names its product stem-specific protein TSJT1-like. The record is from RefSeq and is a predicted model, not a curated record. The transcript is spliced from 5 exons. Lineage: Eukaryota; Viridiplantae; Streptophyta; Magnoliopsida; Fabales; Fabaceae. The coding region runs from base 216 to 968 and encodes 250 amino acids.